UGACUUAUCUACCGAGCUGCCAUGAAUGACUCCAGCCAACAAGAGAACAGCUGUCUAGGCAAUGAAUAACUAAAACUGAUCCAUAAGAGCUGUAGCAGCAGCAGCCAUGCGGCGACGACGACGACGUCAGCAGCAGCGGCAGUAAACAAUUAGUGUCAGUUAGACCGUCAGCCAGCCAAGCAGCCUGCCAGCCCAGCCAUCAGAAGAAGUGUCUGUUGGUUCGUUCAUUCAUUCAUUCAUCUUUUCUUCUCCCCCAAACAACAAAAUUCGGAUAUUUCGUUUUUCUUGUUUUUGUUUUCAAUUGAAUUUAAUUUUAAAGUGGAGUAGAGUGGAGUGGAGACUUUCCCAGCACCAUCCUCAAUGGCGGCGGCCACGAAGUUCUUCUUCUUUUCAGUGUUGACAAUGCGUUCAGCCCCAGUUCAAUCAGUACAUUUCCGUCUAUCGUUGCAGUGAGAACACGUACACAUCGAACAGAGAAUUGAGAAUCCGCAGAUGGAGUGAACCCCCAGACUGCAUUUGAAUAAAAUUCUCAUUAGAGAUGGGAUUUUUUUUUUUGAUUCCUAAAAUCAGAUUUAAAAUUCACUGUCGGUUGUGCGCGGUUGAAUGAAAAAAGUAUGCGCUUAUUUUGAAAAUUUUGUAAAAAAAAACGAAUAUGUGAAUAACAUGCUAAUGGAUAUUUUAAACAAAUUUGCAAAUCUGCGCCAUAAAAUUUAAUUAGCAAAAAAAAAAAUAUUUUUCAAAUUCAGUGAAAUAAACAACGACAUAUUUGAGUCUGAACAAAAUUUAAAUGUGGAUUUCAAAAAAAAAAAAAAAAAAUAAAUAAAAAAAAAAACAAAAAUAAUUGAAUUCUUGGAAAAAAAUAAAAAAAAUAAUUGAAUUGAAAUGAAAUUGAAAAAAUAUAUUUGAUGCUGAACAAAAUUUAAAUCUGGAUUUAAAAAAUAAAAAAAAAAUAAAAAUUAUUGAAUUCUUGGAAAAAAAAUAAAUUGAAUUGAAAUUGAAAUUGAAAAAAAAAAAAUAUUUAAAAUAAAACGAACACUUACUCUCCCCUAAAAAAACAAUAAUAACCCUUUUAUGUGUUUUCAAAAAAUUAAAAAAUAAACUAAAUAAAAUAAUAAUAAAAAAAAUUCUCUUGAAUGAGAUUGACAAGAAGUAGAAACAUCACGUACAUACAAAUAUUAAUUAACUAAAUUGCCCUCAGUGUUGUUGUAAUCCGUGUAAUUUAUAUUUUACAUGUCAGUUAAUGCAUUAUUAAUCGAUUUAUAAUAAUAGAAGUGAAUUCUAUGAAAUUGUGUGUGUGUAUGUAUGUGGUUACAUUGAAGAUUGUGGGUAUGAUUGUUAAAUGGUGAUUCCCCCGUCUAUUUUCAAUUAAAUCGUCGUUGGAGAUCUUCGCAGUAAUGACCAGAGGCACUUGGAUUAACUAACUUGAAACAAUUUUAAAUAAUUGAAAUAAAAGGGAUUAUUAAUUUAUUGGAAAUAUUUUGGAUAUUUAUUUGAACACAAGAAAAAAUGUCUUACACAAACACCGCCCCACCCUCAGAGUCGUCUGAGGGCACCAAUUCUUCAGAUAACAACGAAAUGUUACUUACGAACCCCGAAUGGACGCACGAAACACAAAAUGACGACAUAAACGCCGCAAUGAGUACCAUAUAUGCCGAAGGCGCGGCAUAUUCCUCGGAUACGAAUAGCAUCGAUAUGAUCAAUCACAACAUACUCUCCGAUUAUGAAAUCGAACAGGUGGAAUGUUUUUUUGCCGGGUUGGGUACGGAGAUUUUUGUGAGCUCGGCUCUGGCAAAUCUUUACGAAGGCAGGGGCCAAGAAAACGAUUGGCAAUUGAAAUAUACGGGGAUCCCAGUGAUUCUCUACGACAAAGGUAGUACCCGCACACGUACCAUUAAACGCAUCACCUUGGUGUUGGCCGAGAGGGGUUCCUGUUUUGCUUUGUGGUCCGAUCGUGUUAGUAAUUUAUCAAAUUAUCAAGUUGCGGGUCCUUCGUUUCACACAAUGACGUUGUCGAGUAAUCCGGAACAGAUGAUAGGUUUUAGCUAUGAUACAGCCGGAGCGGCUGCUGAGAUAUGGUUACAUUUGGAACGAUUGUUAAGCGAUCCGGAAAAUAAUCUACGAACGUUGCCAAGAGAUAAGGAACGAUCGAAACGCGUGAGGCAAGUGCCGUUGCCGCCGAAAGCUCAAAUCUCCCAGCCAUGUCAAUUUCAUCAUGUCACAAGUGUCACCAAGGAUGAUGGAGAUCGUUACUAUAGUCUGCAGGCAUUUGUGGCCUCUAUGACUCAGCGAUGAGGGAGAGAGAGUAGUGUAUUUAAGAUAAAUUGGGAUUUAAAUUUUGUAAAUCAAUUGAAAUAUAAUAUUCAUGUUAAUUAAUCUAUAAUUGAAUAAUUACGUCACAAUGCAGGUGUCAUUGUGUGUAGAGAUAAUUGCAAAUUAAUUAACUGCUGUGAUAAGUAAUAAUACAAAAAUGUAUUUUUCUGGCAGAAUGUAAUAUCAAUUAAUUAUUUUGUAAUAUUUUUGUUUUAUGUCAUUAAUUUUUGGUUUAUUUUUUUUUUAAAUUCCGAAAAAUUUAUAUGUUACUAAAACGAAUAUUUUAAAAAAUUAUUUUAAAACAUAUGACUCGUGGAGUGCCUUUAUUAUUAUUUUAAAAUUGUUUAUAUUUAUAUAUGUGUAUUAUUAAUAAGACCUAGUGUUAGUAACAAACAAUAUAGACAUGAAAUAACAUUAAAAAUUAAAUUUUUAAAGACGAAAAAAUUAAAUUUAAAAAAAUUAAAAAACUUUACCUCAUAUCUCAAAUAAAAACUAAUACAGAAUCUGGCAUAUAUUUUUGGUUUUGGACACAAAUUGUUUUUUUUUUUAAUUAUU
Musca domestica (house fly) is the source of this 2865-nucleotide messenger RNA. RefSeq lists its product as uncharacterized. The transcript has 2 exons. Gene Ontology annotation, molecular function: RNA polymerase II cis-regulatory region sequence-specific DNA binding; DNA-binding transcription factor activity, RNA polymerase II-specific. Gene Ontology annotation, cellular component: nucleus. NCBI's taxonomy places the organism in Eukaryota, Metazoa, Arthropoda, Insecta, Diptera, Muscidae. The record is from RefSeq and is a predicted model, not a curated record. The coding region runs from base 1507 to 2292 and encodes 261 amino acids. Gene Ontology annotation, biological process: regulation of transcription by RNA polymerase II.